CUAGGCUGACUGAACCGAACCUUUAAAGCUUCCCAACUCAAAUAAAAAAGAAAAGUAAACCCUAAACAGAAUCGAUUACUGAAAAUAUCUUCGAUUUUCGAUUAAAGUCGUGGUUAUAGAUUGCGGUUUCUGUGGUAAUUUUCAAGGGAUUCUUUUGGAAGAAACAAUUUUGGCUACCAGAGAGAUAGGGAGAGGGGGAGAUGUCGGAAAAAUUCUCGGCGACGCUUCGGAUCGGAGAUCUGAGCGAUUUCAUAGCGCCAUCACAGGCGUGCAUAGUGUCUCUCAAGGGGCUCAAAACUAACCCAACCAAACCCGAUAAAGCUGAGGUUUCAACUUCUAACAAGCAAUUGCAAACAGACCCAGUUAAAAUUUCACUCAAGGACUGCUUAGCAUGCAGUGGGUGCGUAACAUCAGCUGAGACGGUUAUGCUGGAGAAGCAAAGUUUGGAUGAGUUUCUUGCUAAUGUUAAUAAAGGGAAGGCUGUCAUUGUUUCACUCUCUCCCCAGUCAAGAGCAUCCCUUGCAGUUCAUUUUGGCAUCUCUCCACUACAGGUUUUCAAGAAACUGACAACAUUUUUUAAGUCCUUGGGAGUAAAGGCAGUCUUUGAUACAAGUUGCAGUAGAGACUUAACUCUUAUUGAAUCUUGUAAUGAAUUCAUCAUGAGGUACAAACAAAGCCAAUUGACGGAUAAUGAAAGAUUUCAAUCAUCUCUACCCAUGAUCUCCUCAGCAUGUCCAGGUUGGAUAUGCUAUGCUGAGAAACAACUUGGAUCCUAUAUUCUGCCUUAUGUUUCUUCAGUGAAGAGCCCCCAGCAGACAAUUGGAUCUAUUGUUAAGCAUCAUAUAUGCCAAGAAUUGGGUGUUAGGCCAGACAAGGUUUACCACGUAACUGUAAUGCCCUGUUAUGAUAAAAAGCUUGAGGCUGCCAGGGAGGACUUUGUAUUUCAAGUGGAAUCUCAAGGUGAAACACAUGAAAAUGGUCUUAGAAUUGCAGAGGUAGACUCUGUGUUAACCUCGGGGGAGGUUUUAGAAUUGAUACAGUUAAAAGCAGUGGAUUUUAAAGCCUUAGAGGAGUCCUCGCUUGACAGAAUGGUGACAAAUGUUAAUGAAGAAGGGCAUCUUUAUGGGGUCAAUGGAAGCUCUGGAGGUUAUGCUGAAACAAUUUUUCGAUAUGCUGCUAAAACACUCUUUGGAAGAGAAAUUGAAGGACCUCUUGAGUUCAGAACUAUUAGAAACACAGAUUUCCAAGAAGUCACUUUGGAAGUUGAGGGGAAAACUGUUCUGAAAUUUUCUUUGUGUUAUGGCUUCCGGAACCUGCAAAAUGUUGUUAGGAGAAUUAAAAGUGGAAAAUGUGAUUACCAUUUCCUGGAGAUCAUGGCAUGCCCUGCAGGUUGCUUGAAUGGUGGAGGUCAAAUCAAGCCAAAGCCUGGGCAAUCUCCAAAGGAGUUGCUUCAAUUAUUAGAAGCUGUUUAUAUGGAAAAUGUUAUGGUAGCUGAUCCUUUCAAGAACCCCAUCGUGAGAAGCUUAUAUGAUGACUGGCUUGAGCAACCUGGUUCGCAGAAAGCUAAGAGACUCAUGCACACAGAAUACCACCCUGUGGUAAAAAGCAUUACUUCUCAGUUGCACAAUUGGUAAAAAAGUUUUGCCGUCCUGACUUCUGAUUCCUGAAAAACACUAAAACUUCCCAAAUUUCUCUCCGCUUUCUCCACAUCAAAGAUUGUGUGCCCAUCACUUUUGGGGAUUGCAUCCGUGGAGGACUACAGUUUUGAUAGAGUGAACAGAUUUUCUUUUUAAAUUUUUUACUGAUGUACAUGCUUUGUAUUUUGAAUGUUGUUAGCUAGAGAAAUAUUAUUAUGUGCUUAUGUAAUACACCUUUUACGUUCUGUUGCUGUAUUUUUUAUUUUUUUC
Molecule: messenger RNA, 1907 nt
Organism: Corylus avellana
Lineage: Eukaryota; Viridiplantae; Streptophyta; Magnoliopsida; Fagales; Betulaceae
Gene: NAR1
Product: ferredoxin hydrogenase
Source: RefSeq, a predicted model, not a curated record